AUGCUUCUUGUGCUGGGACGACCAGGCUCCGGAUGUACAUCACUUCUGCGAGUGCUCUCCAACGACCGCGAUAGCUUUGACGAAGUCACCGGCGAGACUAGAUUCGCUAGCAUGGAUCACCAUGAAGCCAAGCAAUAUCGCCAGCAGAUCAUGUUCAACAACGAAGACGAUCUUCACUUCCCUACCCUUACCGUUAAUCGUACGAUGAAGUUCGCACUCCGAAAUAAAAUCCCCGAAGAGCGCCCAGAUCACCUAAACAAUCGCAAGGACUUUGUCUUGAACAAGCGAGAUGACAUUCUGGACUCCCUAGGCAUUGGACACACGAAAAAGAACAUGGUUGGAAAUGAGUUCAUCAGAGGAGUUUCAGGAGGCGAACGUAAACGUGUUUCCCUUGCUGAGGUACUAGCUGGCCAGAGCCCAGUUCAGAUGUGGGAUAAUCCGACACGAGGAUUGGAUUCCAAGUCUGCCCUUGCGUUUGCCAGAAUGCUCCGAUCCGAGGCCGAUCGAAACGAAAAGACGAUCAUCACCACUACUUAUCAAGCGGGCAAUGGCAUCUACGACCAGUUUGACAAGAUCUUGGUCCUGGCCGAAGGUCGUGUCACCUACUCAGGUCCUCGACGGGCAGCAAGAGAAUACUUUGAGAAUCUUGGGUUUAUCUGCCCCAAGGGAGCCAACAUUGCUGACUUUUUGACAUCGGUAACUGUCCUCACUGAGCGCACUGUCCGACCGGGAUGGGAAGGGAAAGUACCAAACACUCCUGAAGAGUUUGAAGCUUGCUUCCAGAGGAGCCCCAUCUACAAGGACCAGAUGGAUGCGAUCGUGGAACCUGAGAAACUCAGCUAUGAGACCGAAGACCUCGCACUGGCGGUAUCCAGUGAAAAGAAGAAGCAACAUAUUCCCCGAAACAAAAGUGUCUAUACAACGAAGCUUUGGGACCAGAUUGGUGCCUGCAUUCUUCGCCAGUUCCAGAUCAUGUGGGGAGACAAGUUUUCUCUUUAUGUGAAGGUUGCCUCGGCCAUCAUACAAGCUUUGGUUUGUGGCUCUUUGUUUUACAACCUAGCAGAGACCAGUGAAUCGAUAUUCCUACGACCCGGUGUUUGCUUCUUCCCCGUUUUAUACUUUCUGCUAGAGUCGAUGUCGGAGACCACUGGCUCCUUCAUGGGCCGUCCAAUUUUGUCUCGGCAGAAGCGGUUCGGCUUCUAUCGCCCCACGGCCUUCGCAAUUGCCAACGCCAUCACCGAUAUUCCAGUUGUGAUAUUCCAAGUCAGCUCUUUCUCGCUGAUCUUAUACUUCAUGGCUGCAAUGCAGAUGAAUGCUGGCAAGUUCUUCAUCUAUUGGGUUAUUGUCAUUGUGCAGACUUUGUGCUUUAUUCAAUUGUUCCGAUCCGUGGGAGCUGUUUGCAAGACAUUUGGAAAUGCAUCAAAGAUCUCCGGGCUACUUUCUACAGUAUUCUUCGUCUAUGGAGGAUAUCUGAUUCCCUUCCAUAAAAUGCACGUCUGGUUCCGUUGGAUCUUCUACCUCAACCCCGGAUCUUAUGCAUUCGAAGCACUCAUGGCCAACGAGUUUGUUGGGCGCAAACUUACAUGCGUCGAGCCUGAUUAUAUUCCAUUCGGCCCCCAAUACGCCAACUCAGCAUCCUCCAACCGUGGAUGCUCAGUACUUGGGAGUGACGAGAAUGGCAUUAUCGAUGGCGCGGCAUACAUUAAAGAGCAGUACAGCUACUCCCCUGGCCACAUCUGGAGAAGCUUCGGCAUCCUGAUCGGAUUUUGGAUUUUCUUCAUCGGCCUGACAGCUCUUGGACUGGAGUUGCGGAACACUCAAAGUGGAUCGUCCGUUUUGCUCUACAAGCGCGGAAGCGAGAGGAAAACCAAUCAGGAUGAGAUCAACAAAAAAGACGCCUCGCCGGAGAAGGAUAUGAACGAAUUGUUGGGUUCAGUCAAACAAUCAACAUUCACAUGGAAAGAUCUUGAUUACCAUGUUCCAUUCCACGGUGAGAAGAAGCAAUUGCUAAACAAAGUGUUUGGGUUCGUUCAACCUGGCAAUUUGGUGGCGCUGAUGGGAGCUUCCGGCGCUGGAAAGACGACGCUAUUGGACGUGCUAGCACAACGAAAAGACAGUGGCGAGAUCAACGGAUCUGUCCUAAUUGAUGGAGUUCCAGUCGGUAUCAGUUUCCAAAGAACAACUGGCUAUUGCGAACAGAUGGAUGUGCAUCUUGAAACAGCCACCGUCAAGGAGGCAUUGGAAUUUUCCGCUGUUCUUCGACAGCCCGCUGAUGUUUCCCACGAAGAAAAGAUCGCAUACGUUGAACACAUCAUCGAUCUUCUGGAACUGCGAGGGAUCAGUGAUGCACUCAUUGGAGUUCCCGGCGCUGGACUAAGUAUCGAGCAACGCAAGCGAGUUACUCUGGGCGUUGAACUGGUCGCCAAGCCAACACUGCUUUUCCUGGACGAACCCACUUCGGGUCUUGACGGACAGAGUGCUUUCAACAUUGUCCGUUUUCUUCGGAAAUUGGUUGAUGGUGGUCAGGCUGUAUUAUGCACAAUCCAUCAACCAUCCGCUGUCCUUUUUGAUGCAUUCGAUGGUCUUCUUCUCCUAGCCAAAGGAGGCAGAAUGUCUUACUUUGGAGAGACCGGAAAAGAAUCAAAGAAGAUUCUAGAAUACUUCUCUCGCAAUGGAGCACCCUGUCCACCAGAAGUCAACCCGGCGGAGCACAUUAUUGACGUUGUUCAAGGGAGUGCGACCGAUAAAACCGACUGGGUUGAAGUUUGGAACCAGUCAGAAGAGCGCAAACUUGCACUUGCUCAACUGGACACGCUCAACGAGUCCAAGAGAGCUCAGUCAGACCAUGUUGAGGAUACAUCCGACUUUGCCACGUCGCACUGGUUCCAGUUUAAGGUGGUUUCGAAACGCCUGAGCAUUCAUAUCUGGCGAUCACCCGACUACAUGUGGAACAAAUUCUUCCUUCACAUUUUCGCCGGUCUGUUCAGUGGAUUCACUUUCUGGAAGAUUGGAGAUGGCACUUUCUCUCUUCAGCUGAGACUCUUUGCAAUCUUCAACUUUAUCUUUGUUGCCCCGGGCUGUAUCAACCAAAUGCAACCGUUCUUCUUGCACAGCCGAGACAUCUUUGAGACUCGAGAGAAAAAGUCCAAAACCUACCACUGGCUGGCUUUCAUUGGGGCGCAAACCAUGACGGAGAUCCCAUAUCUCAUCAUUUGUGCCACAUUGUAUUUUGCAUGCUGGUACUUCACAACGGGCCUCCCCGUAGAGGCUAGUGUUUCUGGCCAUGUCUAUCUGCAGAUGAUCUUCUAUGAAUUACUAUAUACCUCAAUUGGCCAGGCCAUUGCGGCAUAUGCGCCCAACGAGUACUUUGCAGCUGUGAUGAAUCCCGUUCUCAUCGGUGCCGGCCUGGUCAGCUUUUGUGGUGUUGUGGUGCCGUAUUCUUCGAUGCAACCGUUUUGGCGAUACUGGAUCUACUACCUGGAUCCUUUCAACUACCUUGUCGGUGGGCUUUUUGGCGAAGUGAUCUGGGACGUCAAGGUAAAGUGUGAGGCCUCGGAGUUCGUGAAAUUUGCUGCACCCUCUGGUCAAACCUGUGGCCAAUACAUGUCCGACUUCCUGAGCUCCCAGCCCGGCUACCUGCUCGAUGCAAACUCGACUGGAACUUGUUCAUUCUGCCAGUACUCCCAGGGUUCCGACUACGCGAAGACGUUCAACCUCAACGAGAAGUACUACUCGUGGAGAGAUACUGGCAUCACUGCCUUGUUCUGCAUUUCUACUUAUGGGUUGGUUUUCUUGAUGAUGAAGCUCAGAAGCAAGAAGACCAAGAGCGCACGCUCCGAGUAA
Molecule: messenger RNA, 3843 nt
Organism: Penicillium salamii
Lineage: Eukaryota; Fungi; Ascomycota; Eurotiomycetes; Eurotiales; Aspergillaceae
Source: the annotation of a GenBank genome assembly